AUGUUGAAGCUAGACUGUCCUUUGUUCUUAUUGAUAUUGUUUUGUUUGGGAAUAUUAUUACCGUCAAAUUUAGCCUACCAUGAUUUCAACUUAUAUGAAAUCACAAGCGGAACAGAAGAAUACUUUGAUUGUUUAUACCUAAGUGCAUUCGAUCAUAUUGUUUCAUAUUGUGUCCGUCGAUCGUCAGGUGAUCAUGAAUCACCAUCUUACGAUCAAGUCAAUGGACAACCGUAUACAUCUCAACAGUUACGUGACCUUGGUGUAACCGAAAGUGAUCUAUAUGAUUGGUCAGUUUCGAUUGGUAUGAUUGAAGCAUACCAACUUAGCCAGAGUGAUGAUGAACUGUUGUAUUACCACUGCACGCCACGGUGUUUUGGUUCCGUUUGUCAAUACACGUUUAGCUCUACUACACAGUUUUUCGAUAAUAUUAUUUAUUUCAGACAAUCGAUGAAAACAUCUUCUAACCCAGCAGAUGUUAUUCGAAUAACGAACGGUACAUACUAUAUCUAUUUGAAAAACUGUUCGGAAACAUGUAUAGAUUGGCGUGAAAUAUGCGAUGGAAAAUCUGAUUGCAUUUUUGGUGAAGAUCAACAUGAAGGUCAUUUUUUAGAAUCAAAUGAUUGUGGUGAUCAAGAUAAAUUCCGUUGUCAGAACGGUCAACAGUGUAUACCAAUGACAUUGUUUCGUAAUGAUGGAAGUGCACCAGAUUGUCUAGGUGGGUCAGAUGAAACAGUAACACCCGUUUUUGACCCACCAUGUGCAUACAAUGCAAAUACGUAUUGCGACAUUCAAUAUUGUUUUAGUUGUAAAGUUCUGUUUCCCUGUGGUGGCGGGCAGUGUUCACAGCAUCAGGCACCAACAACAAUACCAGUUUGA
Didymodactylos carnosus is the source of this 876-nucleotide messenger RNA. The record is from the annotation of a GenBank genome assembly. NCBI's taxonomy places the organism in Eukaryota, Metazoa, Rotifera, Eurotatoria, Philodinida, Philodinidae.